This is a messenger RNA of Xenopus tropicalis (tropical clawed frog), 2051 nucleotides long. RefSeq names its product thioredoxin domain containing 5 (gene txndc5). Gene Ontology annotation, molecular function: protein disulfide isomerase activity. NCBI's taxonomy places the organism in Eukaryota, Metazoa, Chordata, Amphibia, Anura, Pipidae. The record is from RefSeq and is marked provisional. Gene Ontology annotation, cellular component: endoplasmic reticulum; endoplasmic reticulum lumen. Gene Ontology annotation, biological process: cell redox homeostasis.
GCCUGAUUUGAUCAGGCCUCACUCUCUCUCUGUCCCUCUUGCCCGGUAAAGAUGUUGCGGUUUCCGAGUGCUCUGUUGCUAUGUGCGGUGCUAGCCAGGGUGUCAGGGGAGCCCUGGGAAGAAGGGGCAGAUGAAGACCCGCAUAAGAAGAACCUCUAUACGGCCGAUAUGUUCGAUCAUGCCAUCAAGCAAGAGCCGCACUUCAUCAUGUUCUUCGCUCCCUGGUGCGGUCAUUGCCAGCGUUUGCAGCCCACUUGGAAUGAGCUUGGGGACAAAUACAACCGUAUGUCAAAGACUCCAGCGUACAUUGCCAAGGUUGACUGUACUACGGAUAUGCCCACAUGCACUGAGCAUGGCGUCAGAGGAUACCCCACGCUAAAGCUGUUUAGACCAGGCCAAGAAGCUGUGAAGUACCAGGGACCCAGGGACUUGCAGAGUUUGGAAAACUGGAUGCUCCAGACUCUAAAUGAUGAACCAGAAAAACCCAAGGUUGAAGAAAAAGUCGAAGAGCCUGCUAAAGUUCCAGAAUUGAAACAAGGCCUGUAUGAGCUUACUGCAGCCAACUUUAAGGAGCAUAUCGCAGAAGGAAACCAUUUUAUCAAAUUCUUUGCACCUUGGUGUGGACACUGUAAAGCUCUGGCUCCUGCAUGGGAACAGCUCGCAGCAACCUUCCAGGACUCUAAUAGUAUUAAAAUCGCCAAGGUUGAUUGCACUCAACAUAAUGGGCUGUGCUCUGAUAACCAAGUGCGUGGAUAUCCUACACUGCUGUGGUUCAGGAAUGGGGAAAAGGUUGACCAGUAUAAGGGAAAGAGAGAUCUGGAUUCUCUGAAAGAAUAUGCCGAAAGCCAACUGAAACCCGCUGAAGAAAAAAAAGAGGAGGAACAGAAGGAGGAUGCUACUCCACCGCAAGUAGAGAAGCCUGUGGCAGUGGAGUCCAAAGUCCUGUCUCUCAGUGAAAGCAACUUUGACCAGACUGUUGCUACAGGUGUCAGUUUUAUUAAGUUCUACGCCCCCUGGUGUGGUCACUGUAAGAACCUAGUUCCAAUAUGGGAGGAUCUCUCCAAAAAAGAAUUUUCUGGAAUGAGUGAUGUUAAAAUUGCCAAGGUUGACUGCACAGCUGAGCGUGCGCUCUGCAACAGAUUCUCGGUGCGUGGUUACCCAACAUUGCUGCUUUUCCGUGCAGGGGAAAAAAUUGGUGAACAUGAAGGCGCUAGAGAUCUAGAAACACUACAAAACUUUGUCCUGCGUCAUUCCAGGGAUGAACUUUAAACCCAUCCUGAACCCUAUGGGUUUGAGAUGCCUUACUGGGCAAUGAAGUUACUGAAUAUUUUUAUAUGCAGUAUGGGGUUUAAUACAUGUGUCAAAUUUGGGUGAUUUAUCUUGGUGUUUUAUAACACAGAAAAAUGGCAAAGUCAUUGUUGUACCUUGUUUGAACUUUUAGGCAAAUGUCACAUCUGGUGGUGUUUCUUUCAGUGCAUAGAUGCCUGAAACUGCCCAGGCCCCUUAUUAAUUUUAUGGUAACCACAUGUCACCACCGGCAUAGGUAGGUUUUGCUUGAAUAUAAAAAUUUAAUACAAAAAUCCACCAGUUGUGAUAUUAGCCUUAAGCAAUGGUCAAGGAGAGACUACAAAAUACCUCUCAGGAUUUAGUUUCAUACCACUAUACAGGACAGUACCUCUCAAUGAGAACUGUGAUCCACAGGUAUUCUUCAAAAUAAUGACAUUCCUUCUAACUGCACUUCUAGAUUUUUUUUAAUUUACUGUGGAUCUGGAAUAUGCUGAAGUGCCUUAUUUGGUGGAACGGGCUUUAAGAAAAGGACGACUGUUAUUGGUUUGUUGUUGACAACAUGGCUCAUAGAAGACUGUACACUGCAAAAAUUAAAUCAUUUUCUAUUGUGUAUCUCUGCAAAUAACCCUUUUUUUACCUGAUGGAAAAAUGUGAUGAUGAAUCCUUACAAAAUGUAUUUCUUUGGUCAUUUUGUAUUGUUCAGCAUUUCCAACAUUUUCUCGUUGGCAGUGCGACUGUACCAGUAAAUACAGCUGAGUGGAGAA